Messenger RNA from Scophthalmus maximus (turbot), 1676 nucleotides. RefSeq names its product GTP-binding protein Rhes. The record is from RefSeq and is a predicted model, not a curated record. Gene Ontology annotation, molecular function: GTP binding; GTPase activity. Lineage: Eukaryota; Metazoa; Chordata; Actinopteri; Pleuronectiformes; Scophthalmidae. The transcript has a single exon. Bases 306 to 932 code for a protein of 208 amino acids.
AUAAAAGGCAGUGGGUGAGAAAUCGGAGACACAGACGAGCACCCAAUACAGCAACUUUGAGGAGCGCUGACAGUGAGCUGCUGCCGGCUCGAAGAAGAGAAACCGACAGGUGGAAAAGAAGCUCGAGACGAAGAGGCAUGAGGAACUGCUGAAGGGGAGAUUUUAAAAGGAGAACUCGUCGGAGAGGUAGAAGUCAGUGACAGAGACGGAGAGUCCUGAUAGUUGUGGUGUCAGUUUUUCAGCAGUUGUGGUAACCACUGAGAGGAAGUGACUGUUUUGGCCCCCCCAAAAAACACAAAGUCAUCAUGUCCCUGGAGGUGAAGGAGAAGACGAAGGUGCGUCUGGUGUUCCUGGGUGCAGCAGGAGUGGGCAAGACCGCCUUGAUCCGGCGUUUCCUCCAAGACACAUUUGAGCCCAAACACCGGCGCACAGUGGAGGAGCUGCACAGUAAGGAGUACGACAUCGGCGGGGUGAAGGUCACCGUGGAGAUUCUGGACACCAGCGGCAGCUACUCCUUCCCUGCCAUGCGCAAGCUGUCCAUACAAAACAGUGACGCCUUUGCACUGGUGUAUGCCGUGGACGACCCCGAGUCCCUGGAGGCUGUCAAGAGACUCCGGGAGGAGAUCAUGGAGAUCAAGGAGGACAAGUACACACCCAUCGUGGUGGUGGGCAACAAGGUGGACCGGGGGGAGGAGCGCCAGGUGUCCGGCGGGGAAGUGCUGUCAACCGUGGAGCUGGACUGGAACAACAGUUACCUGGAAGCUUCGGCGAAGGAGAACGCCAACGUGGUGGAAGUGUUCAAGGAGCUCCUGCAGCAGGCGAACCUUCCCAGCCGCCUCAGCCCCGCGCUACGCAGACGCAGGGAGACCUUUCCGAAAGACACCGACUUCCGGCCCCCGAUGAACAAGACCAACAGCUGUAUUCUGUCAUAACGGGGGAAGAGAGGAUAAAAUGUUCUGCUGUAAAAAAAAAAUUAUAAACACGAGAUGAGAUGAGAAGACAGAGGGAAGAUAAGAGGGGAUGUUGUGAGACAGACUGCUGCUGGACUUCGGUCGGUGUUGGUGUGGAGGGAGGAGCUGCCUGGUUGUGAUGAACAAAUACACUCCGGGAUUCACAACGGAGAGGAAAAGACGCUGAGACACAGAGAGGUGUUGAGACUGAACUGAAACCGACUGCCACCUGAGUUAAACCGAGAGAGGGACGACACGUCGAUCCCUCAGUCGUUUACUUAAUGUUACGUUGUUGCUGCUUAUUUGGUGACAUGCUGCUGUUCUUUAGAUCAAUGUAUAGCUUUUGAAUUUUUAACUCUUCACUCGCAUCGAGGUACUUGGACUGUUGCAGACAGAUUGUUUACCGGGGCAAAGAGAGUGUCAGUGUUGUGGUUUGUGCUAAAACUUGUAUUCCCCGUGUAAACUGUUUCAAUUGACCACUUCAAUUCUGUAGCAUCACACCGUUUACAAUUAUUUGUAUUCAAUUUCAAUGUGCCAUGCAGCGCGGCAUUACUCUUUCUCUAAACAGAAGUGGUGAAAUGCAAAUGUGAACUGUAAAAAUGCACUUUUUUUUAAUUUGAAAUUACUAUUCAAAAUGGUUUUUUUUAUAAAUUAAUUUUUUUAUUAUUACAUGCUCUCACAAAUGUUAUGUUGCUGUUUAUACAAUAAAUAGAAGUGUAAUGUGUG